AUGAUCCCCCACCCAGUUGACUCUUGCAAAAUUCUCCAUCCAAGCAAUUUAAAGAGAAGUGGAUCCCUGAAACAAUCACUUUGUCCGGUAAUUCACAAUCACAGAGAGAGAGAGAGAGAGAGAGAGAGAGAGAGAGAGAGAGAGAGAGAGAUGGAGUACAGGCAUUUCACCCACGAGCACAACUUGAGCCUCUACCAGGUGCAGCAAGGCCAAGAAUUCCGGUGCUCAGUGUGCGAGACAUUGUGCAAAGAAUGCAUGUACGCCUGCUGGCACUGCGGCUUCUUCCUCCACGACCACUGCGGCAACGCCAACCGUUUCAUCCGUCACCCCUCCCAUCCUCCCCACCCUCUCAUCCUCCUCCCUUCCCCCACCUACUGCGGCGGCGCCUUCCUCUGUAACGCUUGCGCAGCCCCUGGCACCGCCUUCUCCUACAGCUGCGCCCUCUGCGAGAUCGACCUCCAUCUCCGCUGCGCCUUCUUGCCUCCCGAGGUAACCCACAAAGCCCAUCAGCACAAGCUGAUCCUCAGCUUCAACGCAAAAGAGGCCAUUUCCGGUACAUGCAAGCUGUGUAACAAGGAGUUGCAGGCUCAGCAAUGGAGUUAUUGUUGUGUUAGAUGUAGUGGUUUUCGAGUGCACACGUCUUGCGCCACUGACAAGGUGAGGCCGGGGCUGUAUGUGGACGGCGAAGAAGAGCCGGGAGCUUCGCAGGGGCGGCCUCAGAAGGAGGAGCAGCAGCAGCUUGAACCAUCGGAAGAUGCAGUUGCCCAGUUGCUUAGGUAUCAGCUUCAGAUGCAGAUGGCGGAGCAGAUACUGGCUUCGUCGGAUUUGAAUUCCAAAUCCUGA
This is a messenger RNA of Diospyros lotus (date-plum), 843 nucleotides long. RefSeq lists its product as uncharacterized. Bases 1 to 843 code for a protein of 280 amino acids. The transcript is spliced from 2 exons. NCBI's taxonomy places the organism in Eukaryota, Viridiplantae, Streptophyta, Magnoliopsida, Ericales, Ebenaceae. The record is from RefSeq and is a predicted model, not a curated record.